AUUCUUUAUUUUGCUGAGUUUUUUUUUUUUUUUUUUUAUUUUAAAAUAAUUAUUUUUAAUUAUAGGUAUUUUUUUUCUUGAACUAUAAUAAAUUCUUCCUUUUCUGUUACCUUUCCCCUCUAUUUUGAUUUUAUUUCUUGUAUAUUUAUAUCUAUAGUUCUUUUAAUUAGAGGAUCUAUUAUUUUUUAUUCUUACUUCUAUAUAGACAGAGAAAUUUAUAAGACUCGAUUUUUUUUUCUUAUACUUUUAUUUGUUGUAUCUAUAAUUUUUUUAAUCCUUUGUCCUAAUUUUUUUUGUAUAUUAUUGGGUUGAGAUGGUUUAGGUUUAAUUUCUUAUUGUUUAGUAAUUUAUUAUCAAAAUUUUAAAUCAUUUUCAUCUGGUAUAAUUACUGCUUUAACUAAUCGGGUUGGAGAUGUAUUUAUUUUAGCUUCUAUUGCUAUAUUUUUUUCUAUGGGGAGGUGAAGAUAUAUAAAUUAUGUUUUUUCUUUAAAUUUAACUUGAUUAAGAAUUUUUUUUCUUAUUGCCUCUUUAACUAAAAGAGCUCAAAUUCCUUUUUCUGCUUGAUUACCUGCUGCAAUGGCAGCUCCUACUCCCGUUUCUUCUCUUGUUCAUUCUUCUACUUUAGUUACUGCUGGAGUUUAUAUUAUAAUUCGUUUUAACUAUUUUCUUUCAGAAAACUUAAAAUUUUUUUUAUUGUUUAUUUCUCUUUUAACUAUAGUAAUGUCAGGAAUUUCUGGAGUAUUUGAAUAUGAUUUAAAAAAAAUUAUUGCUUUGUCUACAUUAAGACAAUUAGGUUUUAUAAUAACUUCUAUUAGAUUAAAUCUUUCCAAUUUAGCUUUUUUUCAUCUUGUGACUCAUGCUAGAUUUAAAGCUCUUUUAUUUAUAUGUGCUGGUAUAUUUAUUCAUAACUUUUUCGAUAAUCAAGAUAUCCGAUUUUUUGGUCUUAUAAAUAAAAAUUUUUCUUUUUCUUUAUCUAUAUUUAAUGUAGCUAAUUUAUCUUUAUGUGGAUUUCCUUUUUUAUCUGGAUUUUUUUCUAAAGACUUGAUUUUAGAAUUAUUUUUGUUAAAAAAAGUUAAUACACUUUUUUUUGUGUUAAUUUUUUUAGGAACUUUUUUAACUGUAUUUUAUACUUUUCGUUUAAUUUAUUUUUUAAGUUUAAAAAAUCCUUUUUAUUAUCCUCUUGAAAUUUCUAAUAAAAAGUUAGGAAUUGAAUAUUCUAUAGGAUUUUUGUUUUUGUUUUCAAUUUUUUUAGGUUUUUUUGGUUCUUUAUUUUUUUUUUUUCCUUAUAAUUAUGUUGUUUUACCUAUUACUUUAAAGGUUCUGGUUUUAGUUUUAUGUUUUUUUUCUAUUUUUUUUUGUAUUAUUUUUUCUAGAAGAUUAUUUUGCUUUAAUUCUAAAAUUUCGCUUUUUUUAGGUCAAAUGUGAUUUCUUUACUUUUUAAAAACUGAUUUUUUAAAAUUUCCUUUUUUUAAUUUUUCUUUUAAAGUGUCUAAGUCUUUAAAUGGAUUUUCUGAACUUUUUUUUGGUUUUUAUUUAUAUAAAUAUUUAUUUUUUAUUUCUUCUGUUUCUAAUAAAUAUUUAAAAAGUUUGUUUUCUUUUUUUUUCUUUAUAUUUUUAUAUUUUUUUUUUGUAUUUAUUUUUAUAAACUUAUAA
This is a messenger RNA of Thrips palmi, 1653 nucleotides long. The record is from the annotation of a RefSeq genome assembly. Lineage: Eukaryota; Metazoa; Arthropoda; Insecta; Thysanoptera; Thripidae.